This is a messenger RNA of Chenopodium quinoa (quinoa), 1470 nucleotides long. RefSeq names its product DNA repair protein RAD51 homolog 4-like. Gene Ontology annotation, molecular function: ATP-dependent DNA damage sensor activity; single-stranded DNA binding; four-way junction DNA binding. Gene Ontology annotation, biological process: DNA strand invasion; double-strand break repair via homologous recombination; telomere maintenance. The record is from RefSeq and is a predicted model, not a curated record. The transcript has 10 exons. Lineage: Eukaryota; Viridiplantae; Streptophyta; Magnoliopsida; Caryophyllales; Amaranthaceae. Gene Ontology annotation, cellular component: Rad51B-Rad51C-Rad51D-XRCC2 complex; replication fork; centrosome. Bases 358 to 1311 code for a protein of 317 amino acids.
GUAUAGUAGAUUUUCAUUUUCAAAUAAACGUAUUUUCAAAAAAAAAAAAAAAAACAAUCGGUUGAGGGCUCGACCGCUCUAGUUUGGGUUGAGUCUGAUUUGACCAGCAAAUUUACGGGUUGUAUGGGUUCUGGCUAUAUUGGGCUUCCAGUCAAAAAAAAUUUGUUCAAAACCCAAAAAAAGGGUUGGGAUUGAGUCGGAUUUGAAGAUCAGGUAAAAAUUAACAAGUCUAGGUGCAACAAAUUGGUCGAAGGAAAUAGUAUUCGUUGUGCUUGAAAGAUUUGAUGCAAGUCCAAGUAAAAUCUAGGAAUUCCCAACAUCUUCCAUAUUUCAAUUCCAUCUUAACAGACAAUAGAAAUGGUAAUGCUUAAAUCAAUGGAAGAGAAUUACCCCUUAAUCGAUUCCAACUUCCUCGAAUUUUGCGGGUCUCGUGGCAUUUUUACUGUGGAAGAUUUCCUAAUUUAUGAUCUGAAUUCUUUGAUUUCCUUCACUGAAAAGAAACCAAAUACAGAGAGAUUGAAGCAGGGAAUUGAGCAAGUGCUUUCAAUAGUUGAUAGUCUUCAUAGACCAUGGUUGAACGGUGUGGAGUUACAUAAAGAUGCUCAGAAAAGUAAACAAACAUUCCUUGCUUAUGAAGGGAUUGAUCCUUUUCUACAUGGGGUGCUAAGAGAGGGGUUUGUAACAGAACUAGUUGGACCGUCAUCUUCGGGCAAAACACAGGUAUGUCUCCAAGCUGCUGCAACUGUUGCGAAGGAAUAUGCAAGUGGUGUUGUAUUCUUAGACUCAGGAAAUUCCUUUUCUGCACCACGAAUUGCACAUCUUGUGAAUCAGGCUUCAUUUUCUACUUCGAAGCAGGCCAAUAAUGAAGCUCUUCAUAUUGUUAUGAAGAACAUAUGGUGCUACCCAGUAUUUGAUAUCUUUUCCUUGUUCAAUGUACUGCAUCAACUAGAGUCGAAAUUAAAAAGCGAGAUGUGUUCAGUGCGGUUGCUCAUUGUGGACUCAUUUUCAUCUCUCAUUAUUCCUCUUCUCGGAGGUGGUGGUCCAUAUGGACAUGCUCAAAUGAUUUCUGCUGGAAAUUUGCUAAAGAAGAUAGCCCACGAAUACAGCAUUUGCGUACUGGUGACGAAUCAUAUGGUAGCUGGAGAAGGCGGUUCAGCAAAGCCGGCUCUUGGAGAAAGUUGGAAAAGCGUCCCACAUGUGAGGUUCCUCCUCUCUCGUGAUCGAGAGACAAACACAUGUACCAUCUCUGUUGUCAGACACCCAUCCAUGGCUGCUGGAAAUCAAGCGAAGUUCAAGAUUUGUGAUAGUUAAGAGGAGCUCAGCUCAGAUAGUGUAAUGGUUAUAUACAACUAUUGUAAUGGUAUUAUAAAACUCUUUGACGUCAAUUUAUGACAUUAUCUCAAACUAUUUGAAACAGAGAUCUGUGAAACACACUUUUAUACAAUGCAAAUAUGCUAAUAUUCGAAUUCA